AUGGUGCUGAUGUCAUACCACUACAGCUCUUCCUGAUGGGGGCUGGCUUUUGCAAUCAAUUAUAGUACUGGUGUGCAGCACAGAGGCUGUACUGGUUAUCGGCACACUGCAGAGGAGAGAGCUGAACGUCUGACUGCAAGGAUGCUGUUGACACUACAGUGUGAUUCCGACAUGUCUACCAUGGUUGCAACUACCCUAGCUACAGAAGAUUUUUUUGAGUCCCCAAAAAUAUCAGAAGACCUGUGUCUGAAUGAUAUAACAGUGAAUUCAUCGCAGAGUUUUGGAGGGGAAAGAUUCCAAAAACCUCUGGAUGUCAGCAAUGAAAUAUCGGAGCCCUCAAGUGCCCAGCCCCUAUCAGAUACUGCGGAGCCUAAAGAAGAGAAACCCCAAUCUAAUGAAAUUACGGCAUCCGCCUCUGACAUGAAGCUGUGGACAACCCAAAGGGACAGGGCUGUACAAUUAAGGACGGAAGAAUCUGGUAUGGCUAGUCUGCCUCCUGUUACCAUUCACCAGCUAUUCCUGGAUACAGUUAAUAAAUAUGGUGAUUGUGUAGCAUUGGCAUCCAAGCAAGGCGACCACUGGGUAAAAUUUACGUACAAGCAAUACUAUGAACAGUGCCGAACAGCAGCCAAGGGCUUCAUAAAGCUUGGUCUUGAGCGGUUUCAUGGUGUGGGCAUCCUUGGAUUUAACUCUGCUGAGUGGUUUAUUUCUGAUGUGGCAGCUAUUCUCGCUGGAGGUUUUGCUGUGGGCAUAUACACAACAAACUCAGCUGAGGCAUGUCAUUAUGUGGCAGACAACUGCGAAGCCAACAUUCUUGUGGUGGAAAACCAUAAACAAUUGCAGAAAAUUCUUCAGGUGCAAGACCAGCUGCCUCACCUCAAGGCAAUUAUCCAGUACAAGGAUGAGUUGAAGGAAAAGAAGCCAAACCUGUACACGUGGGCUGAGUUUAUGCAAUUGGGAAAAGAGGUUUCAGAUUCUGAACUGGACCAGAUAAUCUCAUCUCAAAAGCCCAACCAGUGCUGCACACUGAUCUACACAUCUGGGACAACAGGUCAACCCAAAGGAGUCAUGUUGAGUCAUGAUAAUAUUACGUGGACUGCAGCAGCUGCUGGUAAAACAGUACGGCUUAAAGAAGCUACAGAUAUACAGGAAGUUGUUGUCAGCUAUCUGCCUUUGAGUCAUGUUGCAGCACAAAUGAUUGAUAUAUGGCUAACCAUGAAGUAUGGAGGUGCCACUUACUUUGCACAGCCAGAUGCACUAAAGGGCUCCCUGGCAACAACCUUGCGGGAAGUGCGACCCACAGCUUUUCUAGGUGUUCCGAGAGUGUGGGAGAAAAUGCAGGAAAAAAUGAAGGCUGUGGGAGCAAAGUCAUCUACAGUUAAACGCAAGAUGGCCUCCUGGGCCAAGGAGGUAGGCUUGGAGACCAACCUAAAGCGAAUGAACGGGGUUUCCUCCCACCCAAUGAAGUACCAUGUGGCCAAGAAGUUGGUUUUCAGAAAGGUGCGCAAGGCACUGGGGCUAGACCGAUGUACAAAAUGUUACACAGGGGCUGCCCCCAUCACAAAGGACACACUAGAGUUCUUCCUGAGCCUCAAUAUCCCUGUCUAUGAGCUGUAUGGAAUGAGUGAAAGCUCAGGCCCACAUACCAUCUCACUGCCUGAUGCCUUCAAGAUCACUAGCUGUGGGAAAGUAAUCUCAGGGUGUAGGACCAAAAUACUCCAGCCAGACAAUGACGGCAGUGGUGAGAUCCUUUUCUGGGGCCGCCAUGUUUUUAUGGGAUAUCUUAACAUGGAGGACAAGACACAGGAAUCUCUUGAUGAAGAGGGCUGGUUACAUUCUGGCGACAUUGGAAAACAUGAUGAUCAAGGAUUCCUGUUCAUAACUGGAAGAAUAAAAGAACUGAUCAUUACAGCUGGUGGGGAGAACAUUCCACCUGUUCCAAUUGAGGAUGCCUUGAAGGAACAAAUACCAAUAAUCAGUAAUGCUAUGCUGAUUGGAGACAAAAAGAAAUUCCUCUCCAUGCUGCUUACACUGAAGUGCAAUAUAAAUGCUGAAUCAGGGGAGCCGGAAGAUGAUUUGACCCAAGAGGCUAUUGAUUUUUGCCAGAAGUUGGGUAGCAAAGCUACCAAAGUCUCUGAGAUCAUUGGCAGCAAAGAUAAAGUUGUAUAUGCUGCAAUCCAGGAGGGAAUAAACUUGGUGAAUGAAAGGUCAACUUCCAACGCACAAAAGGUCCAGAAGUGGUCAGUCUUGGAUCGAGAUUUUUCUAUCACAGGAGGAGAGCUAGGUCCAACCAUGAAACUGAAGCGGCCAGUUGUGUCUAAAAUGUACAAAGACCAAAUUGACAGCUUUUACCAGGAAGCAGAGACGCCCACUGAAAAUGUCAGCCCACCCAAGUAAUGCCCUGACGUUCUGUGGUCUGCAGUAAGGCAACUUCAUCCUUCAUCCUUGUCCAUUUUGUAAUCGCCCUAUGCUCACAGAAGGACUCUGCCUCAUGAGACCCCCAGAGACCAACAAGCUUCUUUGAAGAACCACCAUUUAUUUAUUAAAAACGAGAAUAAUCGUGUAUGGAGAACAUAUCUAUUCUGCUUUAUCCAAGUUUAUAUCAAGGACACUCCAUGCUGAUCUAUAACAUUAACAAUAUAGUUGAACUGGAGAGCAGAAAAAGUCUGAUGGUUGGAAUAAUUUUUUUUGGUAUAAGUGCCUCGAGAGAGAAGUCUGGAGCAUACAAAUGGACUUAGCGGUGCAAAUCCUACUGAGCCACACUGACCCUAUUGCUGUAUUGUGUUGCCGGCUCCUCUGGCGCGUCUUAAUGUUUAUUUAUUGCAGGGCUUUUUCCAGUUUCCCUAAACAAAGUGCACUUUUGUGCAAAAUGUUAGGUAAAAAUGUGAAGCAACCCAUCCCAACUGUUGAGGAGUGAAAUACCACUCCCAUGGCCAUCAAGUGGGUUAACCUGAUAAAAGGAUACGUGUUGUGUGUAUGAAGGAACCUAAGCCAAAAGUAGAUUUGCACUCUCCUCCUACUCAGGAUUCAGACACCACACACCAAAAACAAUGGAGGAUGAAGCAUUUUGCACCAAUUGAGCAUAGGAGUAAAUGUGUAUUUAAUAUGCUUUUGAUAUUCUAAUUUUGAUGUAAAAUCCAAGUAAUUUAUUGUGUUUUUUUGUUUGUAACAUUCAUUUCAAAGGUGAAAGCCAAGACUGGAUAAUUAACUGUUAAAGUAAAACUGUAUAUCUCUAAAAUGUUUAAGAAUUUUUUUCAAAAGCAAAAUAGAGUGAACGUUAUAUAUGGUAUAAUUAAUAUGAUUAUUUAUAAUACAACCUUUUGGUCUUUAAACCACUUUUGCACAAAGUAGAAUAGAAUAUAUCUUAAAUUAAUUUGCCGCCCUUUUAUUGGGUGAAGUGGCUGAGCCUAGAGGAAUAGAUUGCUUUCCAUCCUGGGGUGUAAAUAAAACCACUUACCUAAAGUAGCUUGUGUGUAAACUAUGGUACAGGUAACUUCUGUUCGGUUAUUGGCUGAGCCAAAAUAUAUUCCUAUUCUGAGUUUACUGGAAUAACCCUGUGCCUGUUGCACACUUCAGAUUCCAAUACUCCAUUUUUUUCAUGGUUUGAUUUGCUUGGUUUUUAUUUUUAACUUUUACAUCCAGAUAAAUUAUUUUACGCAAUAUAGUUUAAUUUACAAAUAUUUAAAAGCAUAUUCUAUUGUAAGACCUUGAUGCACCCAGGACUAAACAGAUGUUGGCUAAAAUAUACUUUAUUAUAUAGAUGGAACAAAGUGAUAUGUGUUUGAUAAUCCGACCAUGUCUACAUGGGGGGGGGGAACAAGGUCUCUUGUCCAUUGUUAAGAGUUGAGGAUAAGAAAUGUGUGCUGAAAAUCACUCAUCCCACAUGGAAGAAUAGGACAAUAAUUUUUAUGCACUAGUCACAAAGUGUGGUACUUUGGGACCAGCCUAGGACAUAUGUGUAUGGAAUAUUUAAAUACAAUUUUUGUUAAAAUGUAUUUCCUUAAUGAAUAAACAUCUGAAAUCA
Molecule: messenger RNA, 4024 nt
Organism: Bombina bombina (fire-bellied toad)
Lineage: Eukaryota; Metazoa; Chordata; Amphibia; Anura; Bombinatoridae
Gene: ACSBG2
Product: acyl-CoA synthetase bubblegum family member 2
Exons: 15
Coding region: 142-2397 (751 amino acids)
Cellular component (GO): membrane; endoplasmic reticulum
Molecular function (GO): long-chain fatty acid-CoA ligase activity
Source: RefSeq, a predicted model, not a curated record